CGUCACGUCUGGUCCCGGGCGGAAGUCUUCAGCUAGCCGACCGGGAAGUAGCUGAAGACCGGGCGAUGGGAACUCUGGAGGUCUCGCUCUGGGGCGGACCCGAGGCCACCGUGCCCCCGCGGUAGAACGAACCUGGGCGGCGGGCUCUGUGGUCUUGAGGCAUGGAGGGGUCGAAGGCGUCCGGCAGCACGAUGCAGGUGAGCUUCGUGUGCCAGCGCUGCAGCCAGCCUCUGAAACUGGACACGAGCUUCAAGAUCCUGGACCGGGUCACCAUCCAGGAACUUACAGCUCCAUUACUUACCACAAACCAGGCGAAACCAGGAGAGACCCAGGAGGAAGAGGCUCACUCAGGAGAGGAGCCAUUUAUUGAAACUCGCCAGGAUGGUGUCUCUCGAAGAUUCAUCCCCCCAGCCAGGAUGAUGUCUACCGAAAGUGCUAAUAGCUUCACUCUGAUCGGGGAGGCAUCUGAUGGUGGCACCAUGGAGAAUCUCAGCCGAAGACUGAAGGUCACUGGAGACCUUUUUGACAUCAUGUCGGGUCAGACAGACGUGGAUCACCCACUGUGUGAGGAAUGCACAGAUACUCUCCUCGACCAGCUCGACACCCAGCUCAACGUCACGGAGACUGAGUGUCAGAACUAUAAACGCUGUUUGGAGAUCCUCGAGCAAAUGAACGAGGAUGACAGUGAGCAGCUACAGAGAGAGCUGAAGGAGCUAGCCUUGGAGGAGGAGAGGCUGAUCCAGGAGCUGGAAGAUGUGGAGAAAAACCGCAAGGUAGUGGCAGAAAACCUAGAGAAGGUCCAGGCUGAGGCGGAGAGUCUGGAUCAGGAGGAAGCUCAGUACCAGCGGGAAUACAGUGAGUUUAAAAGACAGCAGCUGGAGCUGGAUGAUGAGCUGAAGAGUGUAGAGAACCAGAUGCGGUAUGCCCAGAUGCAGCUGGACAAACUGAAGAAAACCAAUGUCUUCAAUGCCACCUUCCAUAUCUGGCACAGUGGACAGUUUGGCACAAUCAAUAACUUCAGACUAGGUCGCUUGCCCAGUGUUCCUGUGGAAUGGAAUGAAAUCAAUGCUGCCUGGGGCCAGACAGUAUUGCUGCUGCAUGCCCUAGCCAAUAAGAUGGGUCUGAAAUUUCAGAGGUACCGACUUGUUCCCUAUGGAAAUCAUUCAUAUCUGGAGUCUCUGACAGACAAAUCUAAGGAGUUGCCGUUAUACUGUUCUGGGGGAUUGCGGUUUUUCUGGGACAACAAGUUUGACCAUGCAAUGGUAGCUUUUCUGGAUUGUGUGCAGCAGUUCAAAGAAGAGGUGGAGAAAGGCGAGACACGAUUUUGUCUUCCAUACAGGAUGGAUGUGGAGAAAGGCAAGAUUGAAGACACUGGAGGCAGUGGCGGCUCCUAUUCCAUCAAAACUCAGUUUAACUCUGAGGAGCAGUGGACAAAAGCGCUCAAGUUCAUGCUGACGAAUCUUAAGUGGGGUCUUGCUUGGGUGUCCUCACAGUUCUAUAACAAGUGACUUACUCCUCGGGGGUUGUUCGCCUUUAAAGUUUUACAUUUGGUUUCGUUUGGAAAGAUGCUUUAAAUUAAAUCUGGGUAAUAUUAAACCACAUGUUUACAAUACCAAAAGAGACAAAAGCCACUUUAUUUUAAAAUAUCAUGUGACAGAUAGUUUCCAGAGGAUAGCAAGCAGCCAUUGCCACAGUUUUGACUCAACCCCAUGCUUUCCUUUUGCCAUUCCCUUGAAAACAACUAAUUGACAUUAACUUUUAGUUGAUUGACACUGAUGUGUUCUCACUGGAUUUUAUCUCUCUCAACUUCCUGCACUUACAAUAUGAAAUAGGAACGUUUUAAGAUGAUAUUAGUGGUACACAGUUGGAUGAUGUGGGAAAGGACACGAGGUCAGAUGCUGGAAGUCUAACUCUUUCCUCACGUAGUUCUAGUAUUAAAUGCCUACUCUACUGUCUGUUAGGAUUACAAAAUGCUGUUUGGUACUGUUUGAGACAUGGAAAGAUUUAAUGAUUUGUAAUAAAGGAUUUGCUAUGGUCUAUUAAUUACCAAGAGAUGUGAUGGUAAGUUUUUCUUUAAAAUUGAGUAUUUUAUAUUCUGGAAGAAUUGAGUUCCAGUCAGUUUUGUAGAAAUUCUGUUGAAAAAUGUUUUAGUUUAAAAAAUAAAAUAAAAUGAAAUGAAAUAGUAA
Messenger RNA from Alexandromys fortis (reed vole), 2186 nucleotides. RefSeq names its product beclin 1 (gene Becn1). Bases 162 to 1508 code for a protein of 448 amino acids. The record is from RefSeq and is a predicted model, not a curated record. Gene Ontology annotation, cellular component: phosphatidylinositol 3-kinase complex, class III, type I; phagophore assembly site; phosphatidylinositol 3-kinase complex, class III, type II. Lineage: Eukaryota; Metazoa; Chordata; Mammalia; Rodentia; Cricetidae. The transcript is spliced from 12 exons. Gene Ontology annotation, biological process: late endosome to vacuole transport; autophagosome assembly; cellular response to nitrogen starvation.